ACCCGAACGAUGAGCUUGCGUGGGGUUUGACGCAUUCUGCGUUGUUGCAGUGAAGCAUGUACUUGUACCAUGUCGCACUGGACUCUGUGUGGGGAUGACGCAAAGCAAGUCGGGCAAUCGAGCUGUUUUACUUGAGAGCUGUCUCGCAUGGACUCCAGUCCUCCACACCGAGCUUCACCAGUUCAACUUCCCUCGCCGCUUCAACAACUACCAAUAGGACUCAAGCAUAUGUCCAACGAUGAUUCCGAAACGGGUCCCAAGCAACGGCCACAACUUCGAUAUCACGAUAUGGAACAUCAACUCGAACGAACAGGGCAAAUUUGCAAAUCUGACCCCCAACGCCAUGUUCCAUUCAGAGCCGUACUCAGUCCUGUUGGCAAUUCCUACUGUAAAAACAUGAAAUCGACAGCUCGAGAGGGCACUUCGUACACACAAAUCUCCCCCGUCCACACGCCACGCGCAUGGCUACGUUUUCGGCCCGCAAACCUCCCACCGUCUUCUCCUAAGCCUAUACCCUCUCCGAUAUGACAAUUACACCCCUUCGCCUCCCAGAACUCUCUCUCUUUCAUGCACACCGCCCGAACAACCCCCUCCACCCCACGUUCAAACCCGGAACUCAUUUUCACGCUUAUUAGCCCAUCUUGCAGCCACGGCUAACAACUCCUUGAGCUCUCACAUCCCCAAUACCCGCACCACACGCCCGGGUACUUUACGUCCGAAUCCGAACGG
Messenger RNA from Parathielavia appendiculata, 729 nucleotides. RefSeq lists its product as uncharacterized. Lineage: Eukaryota; Fungi; Ascomycota; Sordariomycetes; Sordariales; Chaetomiaceae. The transcript is spliced from 3 exons. The coding region runs from base 148 to 528 and encodes 126 amino acids. The record is from RefSeq and is a predicted model, not a curated record.